Molecule: messenger RNA, 1411 nt
Organism: Sphaeroforma arctica JP610
Lineage: Eukaryota; Ichthyosporea; Ichthyophonida
Exons: 6
Coding region: 141-974 (277 amino acids)
Biological process (GO): tetrahydrobiopterin biosynthetic process; tetrahydrofolate biosynthetic process
Cellular component (GO): cytoplasm
Molecular function (GO): GTP binding; GTP cyclohydrolase I activity; zinc ion binding
Source: RefSeq, a predicted model, not a curated record
CUGAUACAGGAAGUACACAUACGAAUAUAAGGGAGAGUUAGAUAACUGAAUUCAUCAUCCUAUAUAGAUACAAUAAGCGUGUCUACAACACUGUUAAGAAUCAGUUUAAACAUAUCUACAACCGAGCACAUUCUAUCAUCAUGGGAAGAGUACACAUCAGUCCGCUGGAGUUUGACACCACCCCUGGAGUCCUGGGAGCUGCGAUCAAGGAAGUGACUGGGAACGACGUCAAUCCAGAGGAUAUUAUGAUGAAGGAUGGCUAUGCCUUCGUAGAUUUCGCAACAGAUGCAGAGGCGCUACUGUGCCGAAAGAACUUCAGGUCCAUCCACGGUCGCAAGUUCAGCAUCACAGUUAUCCGCACACGAGCUAUGACUAAACAGGUUGAGAAGCGCAGGAAAGACACAGCCGAGGACGGCGAAGAGAGGUUACAAAAGAUGACAGAUGCCGUAAAAACCCUCCUUGAGUGUGUGGGCGAAGACCCCGAACGAGAAGGCUUAUUAGACACUCCCGGACGUAUGGCCAAAGCCAUGCUCUUCUUCACCAAAGGCUAUCAAAUAUUCCCACGCGAAGUGGCCAACAACGCAGUGUUUGAAGAAGACCACGAGGAUAUGGUCAUUGUCAAGAAUAUAGAGAUAUACUCAAUGUGCGAGCACCACAUGGUACCGUUUACUGGUAAGGUUAGCAUAGGUUACAUUCCGGACAAGAAGGUGCUUGGGCUGAGCAAGGUGGCUCGCAUUGCCGAGGUCUUCAGCAGACGAUUGCAGGUUCAAGAAAGAUUAACAAAAGAAAUUGCGUGUGCCAUCAUGGAUACGAUCGAACCAAGGGGCGUGGCUGUGGUGAUGGAAGCCAGCCAUCUUUGCAUGGUAAUGCGUGGCGUGGAGAAGGCGCACUCGUCUACCAUUACGAGUGUGAUGCUGGGCUGCUUCCGGGAGGACAGUAAAACGCGCGAGGAGUUCCUGUCGCUCAUUAAAUAGGUUUAAAGCUUGAUAUAUAGGAGUAAUAUUUAACUAAUAAUGGCACUCAUAAAAUAGCAUCUAGAAGUUGAGAAUAGAAGUGAGAGACAUUAAACCCUUAACCAAUCCGAUCUGACUAGUAUCGGAAUUUAUUGGUGCAGGUUUUGUUUGAGCGGGCGCGGUUUAUUGAUGGUAGAUUGAGUGUUAUUGUGAUAUUGUCAUGAUAUUAAAGGUUUUCUUUGAGAAUAUGCAAUCGACAGGUUCGUUUGCGGCUAGCAUUCGCCUUCUGCAUCACAUUCAUCACCCUACUCCUCGACAGAAUAGAUAAUUAGCUGGAAAUUGGGGUGUUUUGACUCUUAACAAACAUCUGGCAAGUCCUUAAAUCGAGUAGCAUACUCGAUUUAGGUUCACAUGUCGAGUAACCAACAUGCAUACCAGCCGUGUACCCUGCCUUUAUC